This is a messenger RNA of Siniperca chuatsi (mandarin fish), 2518 nucleotides long. RefSeq names its product LIM homeobox transcription factor 1-beta-like. The transcript is spliced from 9 exons. The record is from RefSeq and is a predicted model, not a curated record. Gene Ontology annotation, cellular component: nucleus. Gene Ontology annotation, biological process: regulation of transcription by RNA polymerase II; neuron differentiation. Gene Ontology annotation, molecular function: DNA-binding transcription factor activity, RNA polymerase II-specific; RNA polymerase II transcription regulatory region sequence-specific DNA binding. Lineage: Eukaryota; Metazoa; Chordata; Actinopteri; Centrarchiformes; Sinipercidae. The coding region runs from base 281 to 1651 and encodes 456 amino acids.
GGGUUUCUGUCUCCGCUGUUAACCCUCUUUGAGAGAGGCUCCAGCUCAGGAUGGCACACAUAGUUCAAGACUGCUGGAGCCUUUUUAUUCCACACCUCUGGAUUUACACCAGCUGAUGGGUUUCUCUUCUGCGAAUCUUUCUUGGAGACGGAAAACUUGGGAAGGUUUCAACUCUGCGGAUUUUACAAACUCAUUUUGUGUCGUUUGGUUUUUGCCGCUGCUCUAGGCUGUAGGGAUUUCAGAGGUGAGAAAGACCACAUAGACCGGGAUCUCACGGUUUAUGGAACUUGCAACAAGUCUGAAUCGUGCGGAGAGGCAUCAUCGCCCUGCUGCGUGUUUAAAUAUGCUGAACGACAUUAAAAUAGAAGACCGUCUGCGGACCGAUGCGAGCUCUCUGGAUGUUCUGAUCGGCGGUGACUCUCCCCAGCAGGCCGUGUGCGAGGGCUGCACGCGGAUCAUCUUAGACCGCUUCCUGAUGCGGGUCAAUAACGCGUCCUGGCACGAGGAGUGCCUGCAGUGCGCCGCGUGCCAGCAGCCGCUCACCGCCACCUGCUACUUCAGAGACACAAAACUCUACUGCAAGGCGGACUACAAGCAGAGUACGUGUCCAUGCCCACUGGAACAAUUGCAACCAUCAUCCCUCUGGCCCUCAGUCUUCAGUGUUGACACUGCAGCACUCGGAGCCAGGCCUAACUGGCAGAAGGCCAUCCACAUGUUGGGGUUCCAGCAAGACAAUUGUGGCCCACUUACCUCACUGGUCCACUUUGUAUGGUUGUUUACCACUAAGUGCAGCGGCUGUCUGGAGAAGAUAGCACCCACAGAGUUUGUAAUGCGAGCACUGGAGAGAGUUUACCACCUCAGCUGCUUCUGCUGCUGUGUCUGUGAGCGCCAGCUGUGCAAAGGAGACAAGUUUGUUCUGAAAGAAGGUCAGCUACUGUGCAAGAGUGACUAUGACAGGGAGAGGGUCCUGCUCAGCACAGUCAGUCCAGACAACUCGGAUUCAGAUAAGACUGAAGAUGAGGAUCUGGAUAUGAAGACAGAGAAGUGCCAUGCAGCAGGGAAAGGCAGCAAUGACUGGAAAGACCCUCGCCGGCCUAAACGGCCACGCACCAUCCUCACCACCCAGCAGAGGAGAGCCUUCAAGGCCUCCUUCGAGGUCUCCUCCAAACCCUGCAGAAAGGUGAGAGAGACCCUGGCUGCAGAGACAGGACUCAGUGUACGUGUGGUCCAGGUCUGGUUCCAGAACCAGAGAGCAAAGAUGAAGAAGUUAGCCCGCAGACAACAGCAACAGCAGGAGCAACACAGUAGUCAAAGGCUAAGCCAAGAUGUGAUAUCAGGUUGUAUGGAGGGCCUGCUCAGCUCCUACUCAGGACCUCUACCUCCAAACCAGCAACAGCAGCUGGUGACCAUGGAGCACAACAGCUACAACACUGACCCCUUCCAGCAGGGCCUCACCCCACCACAAAUGCCUGGUGACUACAUGAACCCCAAUGGUACUGAUUCCAUCUUCCAUGACAUUGACAGUGACACCUCGCUGACAAGUCUAAGUGACUGCUUCAUGGCCACUCCAGAUGUAGGCUAUUUGCAGACUCGGGUGGGGAACCCCAUUGACCACCUGUACUCAAUGCAGAGCUCCUACUUUGCCUCCUGAGACCCCGCCAUCAUUGUUGGUACCAUCCCACCCACCACACCACCUCCCAGGCCAUGAACAGUAAACAUACAACAGUGCAGACACAAGACAUUCGGGCCACAUGAUUGUCCUGCAAGACAUGAAUCAGUAAGCAGGGAAAUGUGACUGCAGGACAGAAUCCACCAAAUAUACCUGACUGACCUCCACCAGCCAAGGGAAAGGGAAAACUUGAAAUUGAAACUUCACAUGCCCCCCGCUGUCUGCAUGGGGGUUUGAAACAGUACAUUCGGCUUUUCAACUGGGUUAAUUUUGUUGGAGGGAUAGCUGUCAAUAUUUGUACAGAUAUCACAAUGGGAGUGUUUAUUAGUGGCAUGAAAAGCUGGACUAAAGUUCAAGUCAGAGAUUUGGAAAUUUAGUCAGAAUCAAACAGUGUCACAGAAACGUUAUGCUACAUGUUUCUCAGUAUGUAACACAGUUUAAUAGGUACAUUAAUAAGGUUGUAAGUUGUUUUUAAUGGGACAAUUAAGCAAAUAUAGUUUUGGUGAUGUAAUUUUAAAAAACUACCAAGCUUUUCUGGUGAACUGAUUGAUACCUGUUGCUGAAUGUAUAUAAUGUUCUAUAUGAAAUGACUGUUCUUCAGAAACCUCCAUCCAUGAAAUUUAUUUAUUUCUCACCAACGUACUGGUAUACAAUAAAUACAAAACAAAAUAAAACAACAAUUUAUAUUUAAAAAAGACAAUAUGAUCCCAUUUUAACAUAAAAAACAAACGUCUUCAUUGAUCAUUAUAUUCUGCUAUUUGUCUAGUUUAGUGUUUGUGUUGUUUUAUUGAGUAUGUAAAUUAUUAUCACUUUGCUAUUUAUUUUUUCCAUUGAGAUCAUCUGGACAUU